Messenger RNA from Cygnus atratus (black swan), 549 nucleotides. RefSeq names its product olfactory receptor 14C36-like. Lineage: Eukaryota; Metazoa; Chordata; Aves; Anseriformes; Anatidae. Gene Ontology annotation, biological process: G protein-coupled receptor signaling pathway. The record is from RefSeq and is a predicted model, not a curated record. Gene Ontology annotation, molecular function: olfactory receptor activity. Gene Ontology annotation, cellular component: membrane. The transcript has a single exon. The annotation marks the transcript as partial.
CUGCACUACGGGAGCCUCGUGGGCAGCAGAGCUUGUGCCCAGAUGGCAGCAGCUGCCUGGGGCAGUGGCUUUCUCAAUGCUGUCCUGCACAUGGCCAGUACAUUUUCCCUGCCCCUCUGCCAAGGCAAUGCUGUGGAUCAGUUCUUCUGUGAACCCCCCCAGAUCCUCAAGCUCUCCUGCUCAGAUGCCUACCUCAGGGAAGUCAGGGCUCUUGUGUUUAAAGUUUCUUUAGUCUUUGGUUGUUUUGUUUUCAUUGUGCUGUCCUAUGCGAAGAUCUUCAGGGCAGUGCUGAGCAUGCCCUCUGAGCUGGGCCAGCACAAAGCCUUUUCCAGGUGCCUCCCUCACCUGGCCGUGGUCUCCCUGAUGGUCAGCACUGCCAUGGUUGCCUACCUGAAGCCCCCCUCCAUUUCUUCCCCAUCCCUGGACCUGGUGGUGUCACUUCUGUACUCAGUGGUGCCUCCAGCACUGAACCCCCUCAUUUAUGGCAUGAAGAACCAGGAGCUCAAGGCAGAACCUCUCUGGGCAGUAUCCUGCACCUCUCCAAAAUGA